Drosophila obscura is the source of this 1612-nucleotide messenger RNA. RefSeq lists its product as uncharacterized. The transcript has 2 exons. Bases 148 to 1458 code for a protein of 436 amino acids. The record is from RefSeq and is a predicted model, not a curated record. Lineage: Eukaryota; Metazoa; Arthropoda; Insecta; Diptera; Drosophilidae.
UUUGUACAUUUUUCCUAAAUUUUAAAGUUUUUUCGGUAUAUUCUGAGGGCGUCAAGCGGUAUAUUUUAUGGAUAAAUUCGCGGUCACACUGCUAACAAGCUCUGAUCAAAAUCUCCCGCUCGAAUUUAAUUGUAAAUAAGAUUGAAAAUGUUUGAGCCUGAAACGGAAGACAUGCUGCCGCGCUCAGCGCCCAGACCCAGUGCACCAGCACCAUUGGGUCUCACCGGUCAAAUUGUCAGGCCAACUGUGCCGGAAGUUUCAAUAUUGUUCGGAGAAUCACCAUCGCAACCGCAGCCCGAACCGACCCCGCAGCAACCAGCGUCAGAGCCACGGCCCAGCUUCGCCUCAUGGAAGAAGCAAAUGCUGCCCCGAGUCAACUUUUCGCCGAUUCUGGCUACGGAACUUGGCCCGCGGCCGGUCCAAGCCAUCAACAAUUUUCCGAGCAGCCCCUCCGCUUCAUCUAAUGAAUAUUUUAUUACUCCUCGAGAGCGGACUUACGCAAACGAGGUCCCAUCGAGUAAAUAUCAGACAUCUAGUCAGUCUGGUGCAGGUUACGCAGAGCCAGUGAGGCAGUACCAUCAGGCGAUGCGUCCACCCGUCCAGGCAUCAACGGAUGUGCUCACGAUUUGUGCUGGAACGCAAACAGAAGCUGUACAUAUAUCGCCCUCCCAAACGUCGUUGCCGUCCGUUGUGUACUCGGACAUCGACUUGAGCAAUUUGGUCAAUAAGAAUGACCUUGCCAAAGUAGUUGAUCUUCUAGAGUCCAUGCAUCAGGAGCAGCAACAGUUGAGAAGCCUCUGCGAGUCGUUACUGCAGGGGCAACAAGCGAGUGCAGGUUCCAGCUCAAAGCCUUGCAGGGCAAUUGCCUCCCAGUGUGAUAUUUUAACGACUAGCAACACAAAGCGGAUAGCACCUGUUAUUCAUGAUUACAUAGUAGAAGAGGACGAGCCUUUGCCUGCACCACACGCGCUGGGUCUGCCACAAUUCCAGUCGCCUCGGUCCACACCACCAAGAGCCCAGUCGACUGAAUACCGUGCCAACACACCUAAGACUACGCGACUACCACCCACCGGUGUGGCGUCCAAGCCGAAUACGGAGAAGAGCAUGGUCAUGAAGGAACUCGCCCGAAAAUACUUGCGACAGCCCGUCGACGAGCUGAUGCAUGAAAUGCGCUUGUCCCCGUCGCCUGCGGAUGUUACUUGCAUUCAGAAAUCACCGCAUGCGGAACCCCUUCGGCAGAUAGACAACCUAGUCCACGCACAGAGUCCCAACGACAUGUCGAAUGCAUCGUACAAGUAUCUUAAAAAAUAUCGCCUACUACCGGAAGAGCAAUUGGAGUAUGGAGCUCAUGAACACGUGCCAAAUCCAUCGCCCUUCAGGGGGGGGCGUGCGGCUUCCGCAUCCCCCCAGAUGCAGCUUGAUCUUGAUAAUAUUAGGAAUCAGCCAAAGCUGCUGUAAGCCGAAGAUCAAUGCCAUUGUCAUUAGUAACGCACUUUUGUUUUGUUAUGCAUGCACAAGUCCCAUCUUCGUCUUGUGUGGAAAUAUAGUUCAUUACACAGUUGACAUACAUAUAACAGACACAAUCCAAGAAUAAACUAACGAGGGGCGAAUA